UUCAGCAACUAUGAUAUGAACUGGGUCGGACUGGAGUGGGUUGCCUGGGUUGAAAAUGAUAAUGACGGGAAAUCCUACUGUCAGUCAGUUCAAGGCCGGUUUACCAUCUCCAGAGACAACAGCAGGCAGCAGCUGUAUCUGCAGAUGAACAAUCUGAAGACUGAAGAUUCUGCUGUUUAUUACUGUGCUGUUGAAACCUGUCACUGUGACUACUACUUUGACUACUGGGGAAAAGGAACAAUGGUGACCGUCACAACAGCCAAUCCAACUGCACCAACUCUGUUUCCCCUGAUGCAAUGUGGUUCUGGGACUGGAGACUUGGUCACUCUCGGCUGCCUUGCCACCGGCUUCACACCCUCCUCACUGACCUACACAUGGAGCAAAAAUGGGGCUGCCUUGACGGACUUCAUUCAGUAUCCUCCAGUACAGAAAGGGAACGUUUAUACGGGAGUCAGUCAAAUCCGAGUGAGGAGACAGGACUGGGACGCAAAGCAGACUUUCAAAUGUGCCGUGACACAUCCAGCAGGAAAUGCAGAGGCUACUGUCCUCCCACCAUCACCACCACCACGACUGCGGGUUGUCUCUCCAAACAUCACAUUACACCCUGUGUGGGAAGGUGUAAUCGGGGCCUCACCUGUCAGACUCCUCUGCACCCUAAGUGGCUUCUUUCCAGACCAACUGAGUGUGACGUGGCAACGGGACAACCAAUCUCUAAACAUUGAGCAAAUCGAAAGGAAGCUGCAGAGUGUGAAGGGAGUGGAGAAAACCAUCAGUCUAAGCAGUGAGAUUGAGCCAAAUAUGAAACAGUGGGCAGGUGGCUCAAGUUUUACAUGCAUGUCCACUCAUAUCAAUAGUGAAUUUCGAAAAACAAUAAGUAUUUGUCAAACACAGACAAGCGCCCCUCCUUCCGUUCAUGUGGAGAUUCCCAGCUUCAAGACAGUAAUGGAGUCAACGUCUGAUUUGAAGGCAACGUGUUCAGUCCGCACAGUGUUUGAAGCAAUGGUGACCUGGCUGAUGGAUGGGCAACCCCCAUCCAGUCACCAAGUGAACCAGGUCACAAAUACAACUCAUUUAAUAAGCACUCUGACGGUUUCCUCGAGUCGGUGGAAACAACUGAAGCUUCUGAAAUGUAAAGUUGAACAUCGCUGCUUCUCAUCCACUGAGGAGACAAUAAAUGUUGCAGCGCCUGCAGUUACAGCUCCAUCAGUGGAGAUCAGGAGAUCUCUCCCAGAUUUGCUGAAGGGAAACAGUGCUGUGCUGGAGUGUGACGUCACACAACUCUCCUCCAGUGACCUCUACAUCACCUUUCAGGCCAACAGUGUUGACAUCUCUGACAAACAGUAUGUUGAUCUUCCUGAAGCCCCAGGCCUCCAUUCAGUCAGUAGACGCUUCACUGUCCCUCCAAACUACUGGAAGAGAGACACAAGUUUCACCUGCAAAGUGAAUCAAGGUUUCUCCAGCAGCUUCAAGUCAAACCCCACUGGCAAUAUUUUUGUGGACCCAUCAGUGGAGCUCCUUCAGGUCCCCAGUAAAGAGUCAGGACCACAGAGGAUCUUGUGCUCUGGAUGGGGCUUCAACCCUCAAAUGAAAUGGUUUCCUGAGUCUCAGCAAGCAUCUACAUCAACGAAUGACAUCAGCAUGAGUGCAGAUGGACGUGUGGCAGUAACCAGUCAACUUCACAUCCCUCAGACAGAGUGGAAAACAGGGAAGGUCUUCACUUGUUUAGUGUCUGACAAGUCUCUGAGUAAAACAGUUGAAAAGAACAUCAGCAUCUGUUCAGCUCAUUCAAGCGCCCCUCCUUCAGUUCAUGUGGAGGUUCCCAGCUUCAAGACAGUAAUGGAGUCAACGUCUGAUUUGAAGGCAACGUGUUCAGUCCGCACAGUGUUUGAUGCCAACGUGACCUGGCUGAUGGAUGGGCAACCCCCAUCCAGUCACCAAGUGAAGGUCACAAAUACAACUCAUUUAAUAAGCACUCUGACGGUUUCCUCGAGUCGGUGGAAACAACUGAAGCUUCUGAAAUGUAAAGCUGAACAUCGCUGCUUCUCAUCCACUGAGGAGACAAUAAAUGUUGCAGCGCCUGCAGUUACAGCUCCAUCAGUGGAGAUCAGGAGAUCUCUCCCAGAUUUGCUGAAGGGAAACAGUGCUGUGCUGGAGUGUGACGUCACACAACUCUCCUCCAGUGACCUCUACAUCACCUUUCAGGCCAACAGUGUUGACAUCUCUGACAAACAGUAUGUUGAUCUUCCUGAAGCCCCAGGCCUCCAUUCAGUCAGUAGACGCUUCACUGUCCCUCCAAACUACUGGAAGAGAGACACAAGUUUCACCUGCAAAGUGAAUCAAGGUUUCUCCAGCAACUUCAAGUCAAACCCCACUGGCAAUAUUUUUGUGGACCCAUCAGUGGAGCUCCUUCAGGUCCCCAAUAAAGAGUCAGGACCACAGAGGAUCUUGUGCUCUGGAUGGGGCUUCAACCCUCAAAUUAAAUGGUUUCCUGAGUCUCAGCAAGCAUCUCCAUCAACGAAUGACAUCAGAAUGAGUGCAGAUGGACGUGUGGCAGUAACCAGUCAACUUCACAUCCCUCAGACAGAGUGGAAAACAGGGAAGGUCUUCACUUGUUUAGUGUCUGACAAGUCUCUGAGUAAAACAGUUGAAAAGAACAUCAGCAUCUGUUCAGUAACUCCAGCAUCAUCUCAGAUAGUUGCCGUAUAUGUUCAGGGACCACCCCUCCAGGAGCUUCAGAGCAAGGGACAGGUGACUGUCAUCUGUCUUCUGGUUGGCCCUUCUCUUGAUGAUUUCUCCAUCACCUGGAAAGUAGGUGGGAACAAAUAUUCUCUUAAUGUCCACACGGAGCAACCAGUGAGUCACAGCAAUGGGACGGAGUCUUUGCGGAGCUUCCUCAAAGUGUCAGCGGAGGAUUGGCAUGCAUAUAAACAAGUGUCUUGUGAGGGGAAGCACCGAUGUUCCAACCAGGGCUACCAGGACCAUAUAAGCAAAAGCAGAGACCUGUACCCACCAACAGUGAAAAUAUUACAACCAACUGCCUCUGAGCUGUCUACCUCAGAUGUGCUCACACUUAUUUGUCUAGUUUCUGGAUUUUUCCCGUCUAACAUCAUGGUGUACUGGGAGGAGAAUGGCCAGAGACUCCUUUCAGCUCGCUACACCAACAGUCCUGCCUGGAAAUACACAGAGAGCAGCGCUUAUUCAAUGAGCAGCAGACUAAACACAUCCAAAACUGAGGACAAGGAGUCUACAUAUUCUUGUGUUGUCAGGCAUGAGUCCUCUGAAACGCCGUUUGAAAGCACUAUAAAGGAUGUUUUUGCCACAGUGACCUACAGCCAACCUUCUGCUACCUUGCUCCAGGGCUCUGGUGAACUUGUGUGCCUGGUCUUCGGCUUCAGCCCUGCAUCUAUUAGCAUCACUUGGUUUUCUGGUAACACCAAGGAACUGUUGGACUACAACACUAGUGAACCCAUCAGAGGCCCAAAUGGAAAGUUCAGCAUCCAAAGCCACCUUCGUCUGUCCCAUGGCAACUGGUUCCCUGGGGCAGUCCUCACCUGCAGGGUGACACAUGAGAACACCACCCAAUCCCUGAAUAUAUCUAAACCAGGCACGUUGGAGGGCUGUCAUUUCUUAGAUGAGAUUAUGCAUGCUGAUGUGAACCAAGACACAGAUGUGGAAAGCUGGUAUAUGACUUUCACUUUCCUCUUUUUAUUCCUCAUCUCUGUCAUCUAUGGUGUCUUGGCUACUGUGAUUAAGACUAAAUGAUGAUGACCCCAGGACAGAUUAAUGAUCCAAAUGGGAACAUUUGAGGAUUUCUGAUGGUCUUACUAGGUGUAAACUGUAAUUAAUGAAUUUUUCUUUUUACAUUUGUAUAAUAUUUUAGAAAUGAUUCAUACUGUAUUAAUUUCUUUUUAUGUUUCAGUCACUUUGAGAUUCAAAUACAAGUGUAACAAAUAUUCUGUCACUGGACUCAUUCAUGCAUUCAGCAAAAUACAGAUUUCAAUUUGGAAAACAAAGAUUGUCUCAUUAAUUACAAUAAAACAUAUGAUGGUACAUACUGAUG
Messenger RNA from Micropterus salmoides (largemouth bass), 4060 nucleotides. RefSeq lists its product as uncharacterized. The coding region runs from base 16 to 3762 and encodes 1248 amino acids. The transcript has 16 exons. The record is from RefSeq and is a predicted model, not a curated record. NCBI's taxonomy places the organism in Eukaryota, Metazoa, Chordata, Actinopteri, Centrarchiformes, Centrarchidae.